UUAGCACUCCUGCCUUAUAAAAACGUCGGGUUGGUACAGAACGUUUAGAGCACAAAUUAGGAUGUUUUGUUGUGAUGACAAAGUUUUCAUAAGAAAUCGACAAUGUAUUUGAAGAGUUUUAUUUUCCAUAUCGUUUUCAUCAUUGGAUGUAAUGCAAUUUGUGAUAAGAAUCUAAUCAGUGAUCUGAGUUUUAAGAUAUCAGGUGUAAAUGUAGAGUUUUCCUGUGAAAAUACAAAAAACAUUUACAUUACAUCGGGAAGAUAUGUUCCAAAGAACAUGAUUCCAAUUCGAAUGCAAAUAUACAAGGACUGGGCAAUUCUAGCCCUUCCACGAUACAGAGAGGGGGUUCCGUUUUGUCUUGCAAAAUUUUCUUUGAAAACUAAAGGUUGCCACGCUACAUUAGAACCAUUUCCCUGUUGGUCACUUCAAGAAGAAGGAAAUUGUGACGCUUUCCAAUCUGUUGUAGACAUUUAUUUAGACCCGUUCGAGAAUCUUUGGGUAUUGGAUACUGGAAUCGUUAAUACACUGGACCAACCAGUGAAAAGAUGUCCGCCCAAAAUAGUGGGAAUUAAUAUGAAAACCGGGCAAAUAAUAAAGGUAAUCGAUCUUUCAAAGUUUCUAACACCUUUGAGUAAACUCCAAUACAUUCUCGUGGAUUUUGACAAAUCGUCGAACCCGUUUGCUUAUGUAAGUGAUGCUGGAGCUGCCGCAAUUGUGGUGUAUGAUGUUCUUAACGAUAAAGGAUUCAGGAUAAUGCUCCCUAACACAAUUACCGAUCUUGUUCCACAAAGGGAUGUUCUCUAUAUUGUUUUAUCUCAAAAUGAAGGGAAUGGAAAUGAAAUAUUCUUCACAUACUUAUCCGAUCCCAAAAUGUAUUCCAUUAACAGUGAAGACUUGCAAGCAGGGAAGACUACGGGAGUGAUAAGGGAUGAAGGACUUAAACCUACAGGAUCGCCGAUAGUGCCAUUAGGGACAGACAACGGUGCUGCAAUAUUCUUUAGGUUUAAGGGUGAAAGUGAUAUUUAUUUGUGGGACACUGAAACAAGUUUCAAAGUGGACAAUUUCUUUUUAAUUCAAAAGGGUGAUGAAUGUAGAUUACCAACGCAAGUAGUACCAGGUUAUAAAAAACUGAUGUGGGUUUUGGAAAGUAAUUUUCCGGACUUCAUAGCAAAUAUGGCAGGAUCCUUAGGGCCGUCAGUAGCCGUUUAUCCUUUAAUUAAGGCAUGUGAUAAAUUUUAGACUAUAAUUAGAUUGAUAUGUUGUUGUUGAA
This is a messenger RNA of Agrilus planipennis (emerald ash borer), 1270 nucleotides long. Its product is annotated as major royal jelly protein 1-like. The transcript is spliced from 2 exons. The record is from RefSeq and is a predicted model, not a curated record. Bases 103 to 1239 code for a protein of 378 amino acids. NCBI's taxonomy places the organism in Eukaryota, Metazoa, Arthropoda, Insecta, Coleoptera, Buprestidae. Gene Ontology annotation, cellular component: extracellular region.